GUUUGUUUCAAAAUGGAAGUUAAAAUUCGAAAAAGUUCCUGAACGCCUAUAUUUUACUAGAAAACAGAACAUUCCUAAUCUUUGCAAUUACAUCAUCCCGCUGAAAGGCGACCACAUGGACAAUCUCAUGCCAAUAUCAAUGGAAGAUUUAGCAGGCUUCAGUUUUAUUCCCCCAAAGAUUGGAUCCAGUUUUCUAUCCAACGUUUGUAUUUUCUUAUUUGACCUGGCGUGGAAAUCGAAAGUUCGCUUACCUGUUAUUCUUACUGUGGCAUUCAUGAUUUUGGAUACAAGGAUUCGAUUGGAAGUGAAUAUGAAUAUAAACUAAAACUGGAGAUGUGACCGUUUAAGAAAUGUAAAAUUGUAAUAACAGCAACCUUCUUAUAUAACCGAUGCUUUUAACACAAUAUUUAUCAUCCUGGCUUUGUAUGUAUACCGCAUUUAAUAGAAAUCUCAAAGUGAUUUUGAUGUUUUUUUUCAAGUUUGCUUGGCGAGCUAGAUUUCGAUUGCCAUUGAUAUUGACUGUAACCUCAAUGAUAUCAGAUAUAAGAGUAAGAAUUGAACUCAAUAUUGGUGGGUAGAAUCAUUAAAUAAUUAGUACGAAUCAUUCUAUCUGUGAUUAACCAAAAAUCAACAAAUUAGCAAUUGAUAAAAUUGGAAUAUAAAGAUGGCAGCACGUAAUAUAGCUGAUUUACGGGAGAUGAUCUGUAUGUCAAGAUUAACAUACGUGGACAGUGAUGAAGAAUUCAGUGAAGAUGAUGGUAGAUUGUCCAGGACCUUUGAUACAUUAUCUCUCAGCACCAGUGGGACAGACUCUAGACAGAGUUCAGCAAACUCUUAUGGGAGGACUUAUUCGGCUAUGUCCCCUGGGACAGAUUCGGGGAUAGCCCUGAAUGGGUCACCAGAGUUUUCUAGGGGAGAGUCCAUGGAAUUUGAGCCUACCCCUCCAAAAUCUAGAAGUAAGAAAAAGAAGCGAAAGCAUAAACAUGCAUCCAACCAUGUAGCUGAAAAUAUACCCCCAAAGCAUGAAUUCCCGAGAGCUGAUCCUUUACCACCUGUUGGAAGUGGUAGAAAUUCUUCCUAUUCGCAUAGGCCAUCUAGUAGUUCAAGUGAAGGCAGUACAAAUGAGUUUAAAGGUCAUUUCACCGAAGCAAUAACUAAUCGCUUAAAACAACCAGAGCAAAAACGUGGAGACUUUGAGGAAAUGUUAUGUUACUGUGACGCCACAGUUGUGGCCAGCUGGUUGGCACAAGCUAAUGAAGCAGUGACUAAUCUUACAAAGUGGUGUCACUCGCAGGAUAAUUACGUAAACUUUGCUCACUUUUGGCUCUCCGAUUUCCCACCUAUACAACGCAUAGACAUAUUCAAAUUAGAACAUGGUAUCUUAUUAGACCAUUUAGGACUAGCUUUUGCAGUUGGCAAAGAAAGUGGUAAAAUCCGUCAUUCAGAUCUCUCAAAAUUCCUGGAGGCGAUAUAUCGGGAAUAUCCGACUAAAUUAUUGCGAUCUCGUGGUGAACAUUUAUUCCUGCACUACUUGGAUGUGUUGACAUCCGAGAGAGAGGACUCGUAUAAAAAGCUGUUGUCAGAUGUGAAAUGUUCAACCAAGAACAAGCAGUAUGCUCAGUUGAUCUUAGCCAUGCGAUGCUUCGCUCUAGCAAGUGUGUGGACAGCGAUUGUGAACUUCUAUCGUACACUGCUUGGCCCAGAUUCCACUUCAAUACCUGUUCCUUUGUCAACAGUGGCUAAGUCAAAUCCUAACAGGACACGCAUGAACCAGGCUAUCAGACAUGGCUAUGUAGAUGUGAUCCAUUAUCUGAUACGUAUGGGCAAGGUUGACCCCCGUGAUGUUGACGACCAUAGUAGAACUUUGAUCUUCACAGCUGUCAUGCAUAACCAACCAAGAGUAUUACAGUUCCUAGUGCAGAAGGCCAAACCAAAGAUAGAUGUGAACAAGAUCUCAGAUACUGGGAACAGUGCCCUUCAUGCUGCUGCAAACAAUGGUAAUGUUGUCUUGGUAACCACAUUACUGAAGGCUCCUGGGAUACAUGUGGAUGUAGUGAACCCCCAGACAGAAAAUGCUACACCUUUGCACCUGGCUGUUAUGCAUGGACAUAUAAAUGUAGUGGAGGUAUUACUAUGUGCCAAGGCUGACAGACUGGCCAAGAUGGGGGAUCUCACUGCCAUAGACAUUGCGCGAGACUUUGGACAGGAGGAAGUCCUUCAGCUUCUUGAGAGUGAUGAGUAUUAACACUACAACAACUGAUAACAUAACAACAAUUGUCAGAUGGAUGAAUAAUAUUACAACAACUGUCUCCAUUAGUGAAUUGCUCCAUUAUAUACAGUAAUCGUGUUAAUGCUGGACAUUUUGAAUGAAGUGGAUUACUGAAGAGUGAGUGAAAACUAAAUUACAAAAUCAUACUGAUUAUAACAAUCAUUCCAUCUGUCUCAAUAUUUAAACUUUGUACAUGGGGAUGGCUGACUAGUGGAACAUCCAUGGAUGUAUUACGAAGUAUUAACAUUUAAAGUAUGACCAGUCAAUUAAUUCAGAGGUUUGCAAGAUACAAUCUCAGUUUCCUAUUACUAAACAGUUUGGGGUAUUGGUGAAAUUGUAAAUUGGUUUAAUGGGCAGUUUGGUUUAAUUUAAGUCAUAACUAGCUUACUGUUAAAUCAGAGUGGCAGCAAAGACUAUAGAGAGUGUAAAAUGUGAUUUUAUUUCCCAGGGAAAACAGUAGUAUUAUGGAAUAAAAUAUAAUAUACAAGGAUAAGAUUAAAUUAAGAAAUGCUCUUGGUUUGUAAUAGAAUUUCAAUGUGUCCAAGAUUUUAAUUUUUGAAAAAUGUGUUAAUCAUAUCUGUUUUGGCUUUUUAAAUGAUACUUUUUGUGUUUUUAAAAGUUCUUAAUUAAAUAUAGCUUACCAAGAAGAAUAAUUAACAAUUUUAUUAAAAUUGACUGAUCAAAAUAUCUAAGAUGAAUAGUUUGCAAUUAAAAGAGUCACACUGACUUGGUUCGUAUUUAUUGGUGUUAUGGUACAGUGAUUAUUAAAGCUUAAUACUAACAAACCUAUUUUAGUUUAUUUCAUAUUUUUAUUUAUUUGACACACAAGUCAAGAUCAAGACCAACUAUUAAUUCCUAUUUGUUACAGACAUAUUAUUUAGAGAAAUAAUGGUUAGAAUCAUUGAAUGCACUCCAUAUUUUUACAAUGGUUCAAUUUGCCUUUUUAU
This is a messenger RNA of Owenia fusiformis, 3216 nucleotides long. The record is from the annotation of a GenBank genome assembly. NCBI's taxonomy places the organism in Eukaryota, Metazoa, Annelida, Polychaeta, Sabellida, Oweniidae.